Molecule: messenger RNA, 2055 nt
Organism: Centruroides sculpturatus (bark scorpion)
Lineage: Eukaryota; Metazoa; Arthropoda; Arachnida; Scorpiones; Buthidae
Product: dimethylaniline monooxygenase [N-oxide-forming] 5-like
Exons: 2
Coding region: 88-1794 (568 amino acids)
Molecular function (GO): flavin adenine dinucleotide binding; NADP binding; N,N-dimethylaniline monooxygenase activity
Source: RefSeq, a predicted model, not a curated record
CGUGUUGCGGAUUGAUAAAAGAAGUGUGAUCGAACGGAAACGUUUCAGUUACGUUCUUGGUGUAAUUGCGGCCUUCCAUUGACAAACAUGCGCGUCGUUGUUGUAGGUUCGGGUGCUGGAGGACUAACGGCCAUCAAAUGCUGCAAAGAAGAGGGUCUAGACGUCGUCUGCUACGAAAGAAGCGAUAACAUCGGGGGUCUGUGGAGAUACAGGGACGAAGACGAAGAAGGUUUGGCAUCCGUUACCAAGUCUACCGUCAUCAACACCAGCAAAGAAUUGACGUCGUACAGCGACUUCCCUCCUCCCGAAGAAUUUCCUAAUUACAUGCAUAACUCCAAUAUGUUCUUGUAUCUGAAAAUGUACGCCGAGAAAUUCGAUCUGGUCUCCUGUAUCAAGUUUCACCAUCGGGUGGACAGUAUCGUUCCGGCCGACGAUUACUACCAGACCGGAAGGUGGAAAAUUACGGUAGUCGAUCUGAAAACGCGAGAGGAGCGAUGCUCGACGGUGGAUGCCGUCAUGGUAUGUACCGGGCAUCACGUGUUCCCUAAUACGCCCACCUUCGCCGGCCAGGAAAAGUUUAAAGGAGUGAUUACUCAUACCCAUAGUUACAAGAAGCCUCAAGAAUUCGAAGAUAAGAGAGUGGUUGUGGUGGGUGCAGGCAAUUCCGCGGGUGAUGCUGCCGUGGAAACUAGUCUCGUGGCUAAACAGGUGUAUCUCAGUACUCGAAGAGGCUGCUGGGUAUUGCAUAGAGUGGCAGAAAACGGCAAACCGUACGACGACAUCUUCACCACUCGACUCAAUAAUUUAAUUGUCAGUCUUCUCCCCUUCAGUUUAACCUGUUCGAUAAUGGAAAGGGUUCUGAAUCGCCGAUUCGAUCACGAAAAGUACCAGUUAAAGCCAAAACACAGGUUUCUUCAGCAACAUCCCAUGACAAACGACGCUCUACCCAACCGAAUUUUGAGCGGGACGGUAAUAGUCAAGGGCGACAUCAAACAUUUCCAAGAAAACGGGGUCCUGUUCGAAGGAGAUUCUGAAAUCACCGAAGUAGAUCGCGUGAUUUUGGCCACGGGAUACGAGAUAAAGUUCCCCUUUCUUAGUAAAGAAAUUCUGGACACCACCGAAAAUCGCGUGCAACUGUACAAAUUUAUUUUCCCGCCCCAUUUGAAACACCCGACUCUGUCCAUCGUGGGCCUGUUCCAGUCGCUGGGAGGAGGUUUUCCCAUAGCGGAGCUUCAGUGCCGAUGGAUCGUGCAAUUAUUACGUAAGAAUUUAGCGUUACCUUCCGAAGAAGAAAUGAAGAAAGACGUCGGCAGACAACUGGAAACCAUAAAAAGGCGCUACUACGAUUCUAAGCGCAACACGAUCCAAGUGGGUUACAUCGACUACGCCGACGAGUUGGCGUCGUUAAUCGGGGCCAAACCCAACUUUUUCAAAAUGUUCUUCAACGACAACGAGUUGUUUCGAGCGCUGAUGACCGGCCCGAGUCUUCCUUAUCAGUACAGAUUGCGAGGACCUCACAAAUGGAGCAAAGCCAGAAACACCAUCCUGUCGUACAAGCACAGAGUCGAUCGUCCCUUGCAAACUCGUUUCAAGGAUAUCAAACGGAAAGAAAGACAUUUCUCUUACUUACGCUUGACAUUUUUAAUCGUAUUUGUUGCUUUCGUUCUUCUAAAUUUGUUCGUCGAAAAUUCUUGGUUAUGGCAGCGUUCUCCCUCCUUUCCGUACUUGGCUUAUCCUAUUGGGGUGCUGAAGAAUUACACUACUGGCAACUACAUGACAAGCGACUCGUAUUAGAUGGCUCUUCUGAAUGCAGCCAGUCCUAAUUGCGACGAACGGAACUCGCUGCCCGUUUCUAUUUCCGUAGACACUAAUACUAAAAAUUACUACAUUAUCGGUUUGGUUUCGCAUAAUAAUCAUAACGGUGCUAUGUCUAUUAUUAUAUUAUUGUUAAUUUGGGAACAUCGAACCACUUUGCUUCAAAAUGCUGAGUGUAUGCGUUGCUGAAAGUUGGCAAUGUUACGACUAUUAUAUUAAUAAAGCUGUUUGUAUAUUGUA